ACAGAUGCGCAGGCUCGCAUACAAGAGGAACUUGAUAACAUCGUGGGGCAUACUGCCGACAUUUGAUGAUCAGGAAAUGCUGCCGCAGGUUACCGCGUUCAUGCUCGGGAGUCUCAGGUGGAGACCUGUCAAUCUUGGAGGUAUGUCUUAUUUGAGUUGUCAUGACGCAAUAAUGAAUGACCCAUCUUUCACUACAGGCUUUGCGCACCGC
This is a messenger RNA of Suillus discolor, 211 nucleotides long. RefSeq lists its product as uncharacterized. The annotation marks the transcript as partial. The transcript has 2 exons. The record is from RefSeq and is a predicted model, not a curated record. NCBI's taxonomy places the organism in Eukaryota, Fungi, Basidiomycota, Agaricomycetes, Boletales, Suillaceae.